CCGGCUUCAGUUGCUUGGACGAAGCAUUGCUGAGCGGUCAGGGAUUCUCGGAUUCUCAGUGUCCGUCCGUCCAUAAGUCCAUUUCGUCGUGAUAUUUUCGUUGUCUUCUUGACCAGAGCGAUAGCCACCGGUUUAUAUUCUUUUUUUUUUAUUUUAUUUUAUUUUAUUUUUUUUGUUUGUUUGGUUGUGGAUUUGGUUUUUUUUUUUAUUGUGAUUCUUUAUUAUUUUUCUUGAGUUUUACUUGAUUUUUUUAUAUUUGGAUUUUCGUGUACUGGAAGAAGUCUCACUUCGUUAUCAAAAAAAAAAAAAGAAAAAAUCACCGAAACGGGUCGUGUCAAAAGAAGUUGACCGAAAAUGCCCGGGGUCUUGGAGAGAAAUUGGUUCCUAUUCGGUGUACUCGUCCUUAGUUUUUCCAGCCAGGUGGCACUGGGAGAUGAGGGCGAUGAGUGCCUGGUGAAGGCCAAUAUACCCGGGAUAUGCCGUGCCUCCUCCAGUUGCCUCAAUGUCGAUGGUUACAUAAGAUCGGGCGCCCUGUCCACCAGCGAGGUGCCCAGCUGCGGUUACGGGUUGCGGGAGGAGAUCAUCUGUUGUCCCAUCGCCGCCUGCUGCCCCUCCACUGAUCGUAGUAGUAGCACAACCACCAGUACUCCCAGAACCACCACCAGAACCACUUCCACGACCACCUCCUCCACCACCACCACCACAGAGCGUCCCAGGGAGCCGCGCCUCGACGAACAUGAAGUCUUCUUCGAUUUCAAUCAGCUCCUGGGCACCACCGCCCGGCCCCAGAAGACCCACGAGUCCCUGAAGAUGCCCACCCAGAGUGUGGGUCACUGGGGAAUAGCUCCUCCGCCUCCCAACACCAUACCUGGGACUGGUGGCAAUGGAGAGGAGAGAACCUCCGGCCACUGGAAAUGGAACAGGCCCGAGCCCAGGAUCAUAAAUCGACCCCCUUCGAGGAAGCCCCCGGUGGAGACCUUCUCCAACAACAAGGACAACAGUCUGAUCCACUUGGUGAACGAUCGACUGCGCCAGCAGGGCAUGGAGAUAGAAAAGGCGAGGGAGGUCUCCCCCCAGGUUCCGGUUCAGGUGCCAGUCAAGGUUCCCAUCAAGAUUCCCACGCAAGUGCCAGCUCCACCUCCUGUCAAGGACCCAGUCCAAGUAUCAGUCACCCAGCCAACGGAGACAAUGGAUCCUUUUAAGCCCUUCCAGUUCCGGGGCGAAGACCGCCAGCCGGAGUCCUCGGGUGACAGGUUCUCGAAGCCCAACUCCACAAGGGAUGCUGGAACUGGCCAGGAGGCCAGAGAGCGUCCAGCAGUGGCAGCCUGCAGAAAAAUUCGUGGCGACACCCUGCCCCUGGGAGAGCGCAUCCUGGACGGAGUUCGGGUGGGUCUGGGCGUAUAUCCCCAUAUGGCGGCCAUAGCGUACAACAGUUUCGGGACGACGGAGUAUCGGUGCGGCGGAUCCUUGAUCGACGAUCGCUAUGUCCUGACGGCGGCCCACUGCAUCAGCGAGGAGUUCCAGCCGGCCUUCGUCCGGCUGGGGGCCAUCAACCUGAACGAACCGGACCGCGGCUACGUGGACAUCAACGUCCGGAGCGUGAUGAUCCAUCCGAGCUACGUGAGCUUCAGCAAGUAUUACGACAUCGCCAUCCUGGAGCUGGCGGAGGCGGCGCCCCGGAACGAGAUCAUCCGACCCGCCUGCCUCAACACCGACAUCCGUGAUCCGCCCCAGAGCGCCAGCCUGUUUGUGGCCGGAUGGGGUCAGGUCAAUCGCACCACCAAGGCGCGUUCAACGCUGCUGCUGAGAGCGCCCCUGGAACUGGUUCCGCUGGACAAGUGCAACGAGGCGUUCGCCAACCAGCCCACCUCCUCCAGGUCCCUCAAAAUGGGCAUCAUCGAGUCGCAAAUGUGCGCCGGCGACCGGCAGCAGAAGAAGGACGCCUGCCAGGGCGACUCCGGCGGCCCGCUCAUCCAGGAGCUGAACAUCACCGAUAGCAUCUACAACAUCCAGGGCGUGAUCUCGGCGGGCAUCGGCUGUGCCAGCGCCACCCCUGGCCUCUACUCCAGGGUUGCCGCCUUCCUCGACUACAUCGAGGGUAUCGUGUGGCCGGAUAACCGCGUCUGACCAAAAACUCACUUGGUUUGAAUCUCAGGACUGACUUAAAAUAAAUGGCUUAAAGUAAACAAUACUAAAAAA
Molecule: messenger RNA, 2199 nt
Organism: Drosophila ananassae
Lineage: Eukaryota; Metazoa; Arthropoda; Insecta; Diptera; Drosophilidae
Product: serine protease Hayan
Exons: 7
Coding region: 355-2127 (590 amino acids)
Biological process (GO): proteolysis
Molecular function (GO): serine-type endopeptidase activity
Source: RefSeq, a predicted model, not a curated record